AUGGUCUCGCCAGACCUCGAUCAAGAUAUCUCGCCGGUGCCCCGAUCUCGUGAGGAGAACCAAGAGCGGGCUUUCAUCGCGGCGUCGCGGCGUAAGGACCGCAGCCUGGAUGCUCGUCUAGAGUCCGCCAACCGGGCGUCAAUGCUGCAUAAGAAGCGCACCGGUAAAGCCUUUCACAUCACGAAAGAGAUUGUAGAGAAAGAGGCCAUGUACGAGGAGGUCGAUGAGCGCUAUCAAGAAAAACGCAUCCGGAUGCUGCAAGCACAGAACAUGCAGAUCGAGGAGCAGUUCCAUCGCCACUUGUUGGCGGCCUUUGCUGCUCGAAGCAACUCUAACUCGACAGCUUCGUCCAUCGCCAGUCGGCGCGCAAGUCUGGCACCACACGCUUCUGGGGACGCCAUCAACGCUCGGAAGAUGAGUCUCGAUCUCUCCAACUUACGCUCUCCUUUCCCUGCUGGACCAGGGUCUGCUUCGAUGGCCAGUCCAGCCACUACCGGGGACGGUUACUUGCUUUCCCCCUCUGCCACGUCCACCUAUGAUCCCAAUACGCAACAAUACCUCGGAAGCUGUGCUGACGGCUCCGCUCACUACCCCACGCACAUGGUCACUGUCGCCACUCCAUCGGCACAGAUCCCAGCAUACGCGUUCCAACCCCAGACGCCCACGCCUACUUGGGGUCAGAUGAAUUGGGCACCAUAUCAACAUCAGGUGCCCACUCCCUCUCAGACGCCAAGUGAUGCGCACGCCGUCCGUAUGUGGCAACAGCAGAUGAUGCAACACGCCCAAAUGCCUGCGGACGCCGCCGCCGCGAUUCAGAUGCGACAAUUCCGGGAUCGCUUGGCUUCAGCGCCAGAGCUAUCGGUACAACAUCUUGCUCAGCCGAGCCAGCAUUCCAUGGCGCCUACCGCCUCCAUCUCCGGUCCCAGCAGUAGCCACGGUCACGGUCAUUCUCGUGGACACUCCCAGCCCAGCAACGACCCUCGCAACAAUCUUCAGCUUCUUACUCAAGGCACACACCUCGCCCACUUGACGCCUUCCAACACGAGCUCCCCACAAGUCGAGUCUUUCUCCACAGAGACCCAGUCCACACCCGAGUUCUGCCCCACUCCCAACACACCUCUUUCCCCCACAGCGAUGAAUACCUUGCACAAUGGAGGAAUGAUCCCCAAGAUGGAUGGCGAUGGCGGUGAAGGACUCAUGGUCUCGCAUGAGGAAUCAGAUCCAGAUUUCAAUGAAUUCAGCGAAUUUGCGCUCGGUCUUCCCACCGGCUCUGGGUCUUUUUCCGACCGAGAACCUUUUGGUUUUGACGAAUUCGUGGCACUGGAUGAUUUUGGCACCGUUUCUUGCUAA
Molecule: messenger RNA, 1350 nt
Organism: Penicillium diatomitis
Lineage: Eukaryota; Fungi; Ascomycota; Eurotiomycetes; Eurotiales; Aspergillaceae
Exons: 2
Coding region: 1-1350 (449 amino acids)
Source: RefSeq, a predicted model, not a curated record